GGGAUCAGGUGGGGCUGUGGGCGGCGUGCCCUAAUCUAGCCCUCAUGCAUGUCUGAUGGAAAUGAAUCAACUCAGGGAAAGAUGACAGCAGAGAUCCUCCAUUCUUAGGAGUAGAGUGAGAGAAUGGGGCAGUAAUUGAUGUUGACACACAGAUGAACUCACACACCCACAUGUACACAUGCACUGCAAUUAGGCCCAUCUAUCUUAUUCUAUACACAAAUCCUGUUGACUAUAAUGAACAUGCCCAUUACCCUUUUAUGAUAUUAGUUUACCGUCUAUUGUGGUGUAAUUUUGUUGUCUUCAGAUCGCCCCAAGCUAGUUAAUUAUAGCAUUCACAGUGUGUCUGCUGGAGACAGUUUCCAAAGGAAGACAGUGACAGCUCUUUCCUGACAGUUCCAGAGGACCACCCUCAUCCUGCUGCCACUGUUCUUAUCCUCCUCUCAAGAACUGUGUGGCUUUGAUGUGCUUAUCCACUCCAACCUCAAACUAUGGCUCCUGGAGGUCAACCUCUCUCCUUCUCUGGCCUGCGAUGCUCCUCUGGAUCUGAUGAUAAAGGCCAGCAUGAUAUCAGACAUGUUUUCUCUUGUGGGCUUUGUUUGUCAGGAUCUCCUGCUACAACACUCCUGCUCUGAACGGGUGACUCUGGACGCAGGCCUGACGUACCAAGCCCACAAAGCACAGGUAUGGGAGACCACCACCUUUAUUGUUUCACUAAAAAGUGCCUUAGUUUAGACAUCAGAAGGAACUGCCUUUCCAUGCCAUAUAAAGUCUUUCUCAACAUGGCCUGUCAUCAUGUCUCUUACUGUAUUUGUUUUGCUGUUAUAGCUGAGCCCUUUUUGCCCUCAUGGAAAGUCAUUCUCAUGAAAAACAACUGCUAAUGCAAUUACAGGGUUAGGGUGACAUCAUCAGCACUACGAGUGCACGCUCUGAAGAUUAUUAUUUGAUCAUGUUUAAUCAGGUGACUAAUGCUCUCACUAGGCUCUGUUGCUUAAUGAUGCCACAGCAGCUAAUACACUUGGCUCACUGCAGUGAACUACUGCACCCGGUCUGGGCUAGGAUCUGCUGGUGGGACAUGAUCAAGUCAGACAUUUUUCUACUCCACCUUGAAUUGUGUAAAGUGCCCAGAUAGCCUUACUGUAACAAGGCUUUACGUUUGUUCAUAUGUGUGUGACGUGGUGAGGUUGGACCCAGGUGCAGAGUAGAGACCAGACGAGGAAUCAGUGGUUAAGGAUAAACAUAAUACUUUGCUGAGAAACGGUAGCUGCAGGAUCACAGUACACUUGAAAAAACAACAAACGCUAAGUCUCAAACACCCUCAGGAAACGAACGCAUGUGGUAAACAAUUCAAGCUUCUGCAAAGGACAACAGAAAACACACCUCUUUUAACAGGGAAAUUAGUAAAUAGGACACACCUGAGUGUCGUUAACAUCUCUAGGACGGUCUCUGCUGCCCUCUGGUGACAGGUGGAACCAUGACAAUGUGAUCUGUAUGAAUGGCUCGGUUUGUAUGCUUACAGUGUGUUUUUCGAUGUGCAUGUCUAAGUGCUUCUCUGCAUGUGUGUAUGUUAAGACGGGUGUAGUUAGCGGCUGAUGUUCAUCUCACUGUCUCUCACACACCAUUGCCUCUCUUAGCGUCCUUUCUUUGCUCAGUCAGCCAGUGCACACUCCAGAAUGGUAAGUUGUCCUGCCUUCUCAUAUCCUCUAACCCAACCACAUUAACCCUGCUGCACCUUUUCGCUAUGCCUCACCACUGUGACGUCUUUACAUUAAUCGGUAAGGAAGCCACUUCAUUUUUCAACCAUUUAUCCUUCUUAGCCUAUGUUGUUUUUGAGUCUAAACGAUGAUGAUAUUUUCCCUACUUGUGGCUGCCAAAAAGCCCCCUCUAUCGAUUGUGAAUCAUGGUCUUGAAGUGGUGCUUUUAAUCGAAUAGUCCUUAUUAGAUUGGUCUUGGCAAGUCUAUGAUUUAGAAGCAAGGCAAUGUAGCUCUGAGAAUCAAUCCAUUGAUGUCUCAGCCCCUCUGCCGGUUAAAGACACAGCAAAACAAUCUUGCCACUAAAGCAGUCCUGUCAGAGAGGCAGUGAAUCCUAUGCUCCUAUGAAUAAUCUGUCCUCUUCCUCUAUACUGUGAUUAGGAGCAACAGUUUAAAUUAUUUCAGGGGAUCAGACCUUGUCAGUCUCUGGAUCCCAUCAUAUCUCCCCAACCAGUCUGGCAAAUUCAAUGUAAUCCCCCUGCUAUUUAGAUGACAAAUUCUCAAUGUGAUCCUGUGGGGUUAUGACCUGCUGUCUGACCCUGGCUCAAACCUGCGUGCCAAAGUCGUCAAUCAGCCCUGGUAAUGCAUGCCAAGGAUGAGGCAGCCAGGAAUGCCAGCUAGCAAAGAUAGAAAAUGUGCCAUUUAUGUAACCCAGGGAGGGAGGAAAGGGGAUGAUUUUUUACAUUUUCCAUAGAUUUGGUGCUUUUCUGUAUGUAAAGAUUGUUACAUUUUUUGAAAUAUGAGUUUUUAUCAGUGUGUGUGAUGUUUUCUUAGAAUUGAACAGAGCCAGCCAACUUGCAUUAGCACCCUAUUCAUUAGACCUAUUAAACACCUAAUUUAUUAAACCAGUAUCAGGGUGGAUUUAUGUGGUAAUUAGAUAGAUGGUAUCAGUAUAACGAUAUGUCCGCUCCCCUUUCCUCUCCUACAGCUGUAGAGACCACUGUCAGCCAACAACACUGACACAGACAGGCCUAAUGAGAAGCCAGGAGGUUAACAAGGACAGCAACCUGGGCCUGACUGCUGAGGAGCUGAACGUCCUGAGGAGAAUAAGAGAGGAGCACGAGAGACGAGGGAGGUUCAUUCAAAGCUUCCCCACCCCAGAGACAUGGGAACUGUACAGUGGUUAUCUGGAGUAUAAGACAUCAAUGAACUCCAUGUUGUCUAACAGACGUUUCCAUGGAAGUACUUUAUACUUAAGUGAGGGGUGGCAAGGCCUCCCCCACUAUGACCAGAUGAGGAGGAUGUUGAGGAGGGGGAGGAGAGUGUUCAGAAGGAGGAAAAAGGAGGCGGAGAAGAAAGCCCUGAGUCCGUUAGUGGUGCAGACAGACAGUGUACCCACCCCACUGGAGCGGUUCCACAAUGAGGUCCUCACCAAAACAAUCCCGACGCACCGCCGCUGUCGCCAAGCCCAAAGUCAACCUGCUCCACAUCCUCUAGCAGGGCUGAGACCUCAGACUCAGAUGGCCUUCUCCUCCUACCUCAACCGGGUGCAGAUGAGGCUACUUGCAGAGAGCAGGACUAACGCUAACUCAGCCUGGCCAGAGAAGGACAAUGGCCAAACGGAGACAGAGCAUAUGGUCAAGAAACUGAAGAAGAUGAAGAAAAUUGUAUCAACCACAGUGUGUUUCAGGAGUUUAUCACUGAGGCAAGCGAAAGUGAUCUUGAGGAGGUCCUGACAUUCUACACAACCAAAUGUAGAAGCACUAAACCUGACAAUAGCAACAGCCAGGGUUCGGGAGAGCCAGCUUCCACAGAGAAUCAUAAAACUCUGCCUUUGGCCAAAGAAGACUCCAGCAUUUUAGCCUCUGAGUCCUAACUGUCUAAUGUCAGAAUCAGCACAGACCAGCCCACUGCAGACCAACCCACUGUAGAGUGUCUGUAGACCUUAGAAGUAUCAAGCAACCUGAGGCCCAGGCCUACUAGUACUCCUGCAGCUUCCCAGCUGCCUUAGACUGUGGCCACAUCCACCUGCAGCACUACCCUCACCCCCAGAACCCACCUCUGCCCCUGCACUGCCCCCACUGCUGCCCCCAGUCUCAUCUCCACUCCCCUCACCAGCCCCAGGUCCCUCCACAUCCCCAGGCCUUUGUGUUCUCCUCAGCCUCCACCCUGGUCCUCCAGUCCCUUCGGGUCAUAUGGGCAGCUCCUAUCCUGGUCCCACCACAGUCUCAGCCCCACUGGUCUCCCAGGUCCUGAGGCAGGUCCAGUUCUUUACCUCCACCUCCACGGCUGCAGCCUUAUCCUCCAUACCCGACUCAAUCCACGUCUACAGCCAGAAGCUCUCCAGGCCCACUUCUGCAGAUCAAGCAAUCAGAAGGACCGCCUCCUGCCGGCCCAGAUCAGAUCCAGCUGGGGUUUUUAAGGACCUGGACUCCCUGUCUGCUCAGACCCAGUCCACCCAGCAGGCCAUUGUCUUAGCCCUGCAGAAACUGGCUGAGAAGCAGGCUGCCUACCAGCUCCAUCAGUCUACUAACACAAUAUGAGUCUCCUGUGACCCUACCCAACCCCUCUACCCUCUUCCCUGCUCAAUCGCUAGUUAAUGUCACCUAUAGGGUGUUCAUAUCAGGAUACAAAACUACUAUAAAUCAUACACUGUAAAGGGAUUUGUGCUUUUCUCUAGAUGAGUAAAGGGAAUCCACACGUCCUGCACAGUGGACUUACUGAGGGUAUUAAUAUUCCCCUGUGAACCUCUCUGUGACCCCAUGGUGAGUGAAACUUCAGAGCUCAGUGUUGCUCACACAUCCAGCAGGCAAAGAGGGUUCCUGGAGCCUACAGCCUGUUGGCUGGAGCUGGCUGGUCUGAGCAGAGCAGAGUGGUGGUGAGCUGAUCUGAGGCUCCGUGUGAGGUCUCAUUAUCUUUUGUGCCAAAUGGGAGUGCUUUCUGUUGAUAUUUAACAGGUAGUCACUUUUGGAUGCUUAUGAAUAAAAUAAUGUGGAAAUUAGCACUGAGUGGGGGUGAGAUGGCUCUGCUUCCUCCCCCACCUCUCUUUUUAACGUCUUGCCUGAAGGUUUGUCAUUCACAGUGGGUAAGCCCACCAGCCCCCCUCCCUCCAUCUUUCUCCCUCCCUGGGAGUUCAUGUGAUGGCACCAGACCACACAGACUGCAGUUGUAUGUCUUCCUCUUCUCUGUACAGUAUUAUAUUCUUCUGAAAAGUGUUUGCUGUAAUUCCCAUGGAAAGUUAAUCCUGGUCAUGACAUAGGGCUAUUUUGCAGAGCAAAAUAGUUUAAUGGUUUGCACUUAAAGGGUUUGAAUAUACUUUGCCUUUCUUUUGACAUGGAUUAUAAGUCAUUAAAUCACUUAUUUAACUCAAUAUAGUGUUUUGUAUGGAGAAGCAACACCCUAUUGCACUGGUUGACCUGAAGAUUCAGCAAUUAUUAUUUUUCACAUGCCAGGCCUCAUCUUUUGGGAAUAACCGUAACUACCUCUUACAAUGUAAUUGUUUCCAAUUGUGUGAAUUUAAGUAUUCUUAUCAUUUGUAAUCUAAUCUUUGGCAGUAAAAUAAGUGCUUGAUUGUGA
Messenger RNA from Oncorhynchus gorbuscha (pink salmon), 5265 nucleotides. RefSeq lists its product as uncharacterized. The coding region runs from base 2724 to 3425 and encodes 233 amino acids. The record is from RefSeq and is a predicted model, not a curated record. Lineage: Eukaryota; Metazoa; Chordata; Actinopteri; Salmoniformes; Salmonidae. The transcript is spliced from 12 exons.